Molecule: messenger RNA, 651 nt
Organism: Penicillium bovifimosum
Lineage: Eukaryota; Fungi; Ascomycota; Eurotiomycetes; Eurotiales; Aspergillaceae
Exons: 1
Coding region: 1-651 (216 amino acids)
Source: RefSeq, a predicted model, not a curated record
AUGUCGCUAUUUCGGAAGCCGAUGAAGCAAUACACCUGGCUUCCAGAACACAUGCGAAGCAUCUAUGACUGGCUCCAUUACUCUGAGCCUACCUGGGGCUACACCAUCUACCGGACGACCUACACUCCUCAAUCCAAUGCCGCUUUCCCGCGUAUGGUCGACCUCACCACUAAGUACAUGAAGAACGAAUUCUACAACAGUUACAGAAAUUCCCUUGGCGAAUAUUUCAGGGCAAAUGAGUUCAUCAUCACUCCCUGGAAUGAAAUCUGGCCCAAUUACCAGCCACGGGUAAUUGAAGAUGCUUCCCGGUUCGACGGAGCAUCGAUAGACCAGCUCCGCGAGCAUUUCAGGGCCGAUGCAAUUGAGCGUGAUGUGCUCGAUUGUUUCCCUGGCUAUCGCAUGUUUAUUGUCAUUGACGAAGAGAGCUUUCAAACCUUACAAAACGCCCCCUUUCCAGAGAACUCGAGAUACGAAGAGAGGAGACAUCAUUAUGUGAAACUCGUCGAGGCGGAGGUAGAUCCAUCUGACUGGUUCCAAGGGUGGAUGAAGUGCUCCUUGCCCUCGUUGUGGGAGGUUUGGUCGGAUAUGCUGGACGGGGCUUAUAUGAGGCGCACUGCUUCGAUGAUACCCGACGAUACUGAUGUUUUGUGA